CCUUCAGAGGUAGAAGUUAUCUAUCCGGGCCCUGUUCCCCCUAUGGUCUGUAAAUAUUGGGGAACCUUUGAACCAGAGGAUCACUCUUGGCUACGGCUGACUGAACAUGGCCACGUCUCCCGUCAAGGAGUUCCUGGUUACCUAUGUAAUGCCCAAAAAAUGCUACGAGGAGAUUUUCGUCAACUUUCACUUGCACGUGCCGUGCCUGAGGUUUGUACUGAACAGAAGUGCCGGGUUUUGGAUGUUACUGGACACAUUCCUGGCACAGUUACCUCAGCUGCUGAAGAUACUGUGGAGAGGAAGCGCAGACGGCCUGAGUCUGCCCUCUGUCCUGCUGCAACUUUAUGCAUUCUCAUGUCCUGUCUUGUACGCCAUGGCCAACAGCGUCCCACUCUUUGCCUGGGCUGAGAGGCUCUUCACGUUGGCCCAGACAGCUGCGAUUGUCUUCCUCAUCCUGCGUUAUCGUGGUGAUACUCUCAGAGGAAUGCUGUUCCUCUUGGCGUACAGCGGUGUAAUGUUCCUCCUGGGCUCCUACGCUGCUGCAGCAGUCGUCUCAGUGAUUCAGGCCUCCAGUUUGGCAGCUUUAAUCGGAAGCAAGGUUCUCCAGGCUGGAACUAACUACUGUAAUGGCCACACGGGCCAGCUAUCGACACUGUCUGUGUUACUAACGUGGGCAGGAUCUCUGGGUGUUGUCUUUGUUUCUCUACAGGAGGCAGGAAGCUCAUGGGCUACUCUGUCACAGCUGCUGUCAGCCUGUCUCAGCUGUGUCAUCCUGGCCCAGGUCCUCUGCUACAGGAGCAGUACCCCCAGUGAAAAGAAGAGCGAGUAGAGGGGGAGGAUGGAGGCAAAUCACAUCAUAUGCAAAUCUUCUCUGUCAUUGAAGAAGGGCUUUGUGAUUCUGUGCCAGAUGUUGGCAUAUCAGGAACUCAAACACAGUGCUGAAGUAGCAGUACAUGUUUACAGUGUUUUUAUGUACUAAUAUGCCUUUGUGCUACACUCAGAUCUACUUUGAAGCAAGUUAUGUGCUGUGUGUCUGUGUAAAUGAGAACUCGCAAUGUCAUGCUGUUUAAUAGCUUUGUGCGUUUUUAAAUUUCAGUUUUACAGUUUGUUUCCUAUUAUUGCAAGAAUUUAAAACAAAAAAGUUUUGUCGCCAUCUAGUGAUGAGGAUAGGAAUUCUUUCACUCUCAGGGGGAACAGAAUUCAAUGGAAGCAGUAGGUGACUUUCAAAAUAAAACCUUCAGUUUUUGGGUGUAUUUAAAGUUUCCUUGUGGCUCUGUCAUUGUUUGUCAAUUUGGGUUCACUAGAAUAUUCAGAAGCCACAGUUUACUGCUUUCAAUCCAAGUACAAACUGACUGACAGUCCACAUCUAGGCAGACAUUUCUAAUGCACAUACGGGUUUUAAAACUUAAGUAAGUACAGUCAUGCAGCAGGCAUGAGAAAACGCACAAGCGUAAUGUCACUGAUUAGCUUCUCCUCUGUGGUUGGAGGAACCACAGAGGAGAAGCUAAUCAGGUAAUGUCACUGAUUAGCUUCUCACCACAGAGGAGUAGUAAUCGCACUGCUGACUGGGAGAACGUUCAUGUCAAGUCAAGUCAGUUUUAUUUAUAUAGCACCAAAUUAUAACAGAGGUUCUCUCAGGACAUUACUGUCGGAUGAUUGGAAUUUCUGUGGUAGCUUCUGAUUUUUGUAUUUUGCAUCAAAUAAAAUGAUUCAUUAUUCCUCUUACCACCCCUUUAAAAAUGAUCGUGACUACAUUUUGUAGAAAAAAAUCUAAAUCAUUAAGUACAACAACUUUAAGUGUUUUUCCCCUUAUGAAAGUGUUGCUCAGAUUCUGCCAAGAAUCUCUCAGAUGACUGUGGCUGCACCUGUGCAACAAAGACACAUUGACCUUGUUUGUUAUGGCAGAUACUUGUUUCCAUCCAACAGAACGCAACAAUACAUGUAGGGUUUUAUAUUUAUAUUUUAUGGAUUUUCUUACUUAAAUACCUGUUGAACUGCACUGUGAACUAAUUUUAAUGAUACUGUGAAUUUUUGUCUCGAGCAUUCAGUAAUAAAAUAAGGUGUUGCCACAGAAUACAGGUAUUUGUGAGUGAAAGCCUAAGGAAUUCACAGCUGUCACCUUCGGUCACCAUCAUGUAAAAAAGUGUUUUUUAACUGGGUGUACA
Molecule: messenger RNA, 2165 nt
Organism: Xiphias gladius (swordfish)
Lineage: Eukaryota; Metazoa; Chordata; Actinopteri; Istiophoriformes; Xiphiidae
Product: mannose-P-dolichol utilization defect 1 protein-like
Exons: 7
Coding region: 107-829 (240 amino acids)
Biological process (GO): oligosaccharide biosynthetic process
Source: RefSeq, a predicted model, not a curated record